UAUAAUCUCCGUGCUUAAAAUAGGAAAUGCAGACGGGUCGCAACACCAUCAAACGUUUUCUGCAAACCAAAAACUUUCUUCAACAAUCGUUAGAAAAAUGCAUCAUAUUACAACGUGUCUUCUCAAACAGUGCAACACAAUCAACAGAUUGGUGGGAGAUAUAUCACAGGCAAAAGAAGAAACUGGAGGAGAGUUUCAACGAUCCUGUGCAUAUAAACCCUCAUGCUAUAUUUGCCAACAAUGAGACAUCUUUAAGUGAAAUUGACAUCUAUGGCUUUGACUAUGACUACACAUUGGCAUGUUAUAAGCCAGAAUUACAUCAUCUGAUUUUCGAAUUGGGGCGGGAUGCUCUCAUUCAAAAACAUCGGUAUCCUGAUGAGUUAACCAACAUAGAGUAUUGUCCAGACUUUGCAGUGAGAGGGUGUCACUAUGAUGUUAAAAAGGGCUUGUUGCUGAAACUGGAUUCCUUCCACAACAUACAGUUAGGAACUGUAUACAGAGGUACUAAAGGACUCAGUGACGAGGCGGUGAAAACUUUGUAUGGAGGGAUACAUGUCUCACUGGAGGAUAUGAAUACGUUUUAUGGAACAGGACCAAUGUACCAGCUGGUUGACCUAUUUGCACCUCCAGAAAUGACACUUUUAUGCAAUAUUACAGAUUUUUUCAUGGAGAAUGGUAUACCAUAUGAUCCAGAGUAUGUGUUCCAUGACGUCAGGUCAGCUGUCCAAGGUGUUCACAAUUCUGGUCAACUUCAUAGUCAGAUUAUGGCUGAUCUGGAGAGGUAUUUAGACAAAGAAACGGGCAUUAACCUUUUACUUGAAACUCUGGUUGAUAAGGGGAAAAAACUUUUCCUGAUCACCAACAGUGGGUUCCCUUUUGUUGAUGCUGGAAUGAAAUUCAUGAUGGGUGAUAACUGGAGAGAUUUGUUCGAAGUGAUCAUAACCAAAGCUAGAAAACCAAAAUUUUUCAAUGAAAGUAAAAGACCUUUCAGAAUUUAUGACCCAGAUACCCACAAUGAGUCCUAUGACAGAGUUUCAAAGUUGAGCAAAGGAAAAAUCUACCAGCAGGGAAAUUAUUACAUGCUCCAGAGUAUGACAGGAUGGUAUGGAUUCAAUGUUUUAUAUUUUGGGGAUCAUGUCUACAGUGAUUUGGCCGAUCCUUCACUGAAGCAUGGUUGGAGAACAGGAGCCAUUAUUCCAGAAUUAGAGGCUGAGAUAAUAAAGUCCAAUAAUCUAGAAUACCAACUAGCUGUUAAAUGGUUGUGUACUUUACAAGAUUUGAUUGAAAGUGCUCAGAUGGAUAAAACACAAGAUACUAGUCAGAUCAGACAAUGUUGGUUAGAUGAAAGAAAGAACAUCAGGAAUUAUACCAAGUCUCUGUUUAAUGCUCAGUUUGGAAGCAUAUUCAGGACCUAUCACAAUCCCACCUACUUCUCUCGGAGGCUGGCUCGCUUUGCUGAUCUAUACAUGUCCAAUGUGGUCAAUCUUCUACAUUAUCCUAUAGACCAUACUUUCUAUCCUCGACGCAUGGAGCUUCCACAUGAACCUCAUGUUGUACCUAGAGAAAUCAAGGGAGAGAAGCAGUGUUAACAACAGUGAGGUUAGGUACCAAUUGAAAGUAUGGAGUUAAAAGGUGUGUACUAGCACUCAGUGCUAAGAGAUAUUACAAAACCUAUAGUCUAAUAACAAC
Saccostrea cuccullata (small rock oyster) is the source of this 1689-nucleotide messenger RNA. Its product is annotated as 5'-nucleotidase domain-containing protein 3-like. The transcript has 16 exons. Gene Ontology annotation, molecular function: 5'-nucleotidase activity. The record is from RefSeq and is a predicted model, not a curated record. Bases 27 to 1589 code for a protein of 520 amino acids. Lineage: Eukaryota; Metazoa; Mollusca; Bivalvia; Ostreida; Ostreidae.